Micropterus salmoides (largemouth bass) is the source of this 2673-nucleotide messenger RNA. RefSeq names its product terminal nucleotidyltransferase 2 (gene tent2). Bases 162 to 1616 code for a protein of 484 amino acids. The transcript is spliced from 15 exons. Gene Ontology annotation, cellular component: cytosol. Gene Ontology annotation, molecular function: poly(A) RNA polymerase activity. Lineage: Eukaryota; Metazoa; Chordata; Actinopteri; Centrarchiformes; Centrarchidae. The record is from RefSeq and is a predicted model, not a curated record.
UUCUUUACACGAAUCUACAGAGAAACAUAUUUAAUUGUGUGAUAAUAUCGUUACUGAUAUAUGAAUUAGCUAGCUAGACGCUGCUUAAACGUCGAGGUCUGAGCUCGCUUUGUUGCCCGAUCACUAGUAUUUGAUGCUGGAGCUCUUUGAAGAACCGCAGCAUGUUCCCCCACGGCGCUGCACCGAGGGGACGGUCAGCCUACAGUAAGGGCCUGUACCCACCACCCUCUGUGCCUCUAUACUACGAUUACAACCACCAACCCCUGGCUGGUGUCAAUAGCUUCUAUGUUCCUGGAUUAGAGAGGUUGCCUUCAUAUGAAUGGAAACCCACACCACCCACCUCUCCAGUCCCUCCUCAUCGCACACCAACUGUGACCAAUAGGCGCAAGAGGCAGAUUGAUGAAUACACCCCCAAUGUUGUGAAACGCCAACGCCUUGACUCUUCUUCCCACACAGUAAUCGGCUCCCCUUUAAUUCGGGCACCUCCCCCUCGUCGUCUUGACCAAGUGGUCGCAGGGCCAUCAAGAUCAUCCUUCACUGAUUUUGAUCGCUCUUAUCCUAGCCCACGUGCCCAGCCCCAACCCCAGGUGCCUACUAUCCCAGAUAGCUCCCACAGCCUGCAGGCCUACGCAAAGGACAAGCUGAGUGUUCAGAUGGUUGAGCUGUUUGAGGCGUGCCAGCAGCAAUCUUCUGAUUUGGCCCGAAAGGAGACUUGCCGAACUCGGCUGCAGCAAGACAUACAGCGUGUCUAUGCAGCGGCACGACUUUACUUGACGGGAUCUUCUAUGAAUGGGUUGGGCUGCCGGAGCAGUGAUGCUGAUCUGUGUCUGGUCCUCAAAGGAAAUAACAGACCUGAUCCCAUUCAUGUACUCUCAGUCCUCCAAAGGUUGUUCAGAUCACUGUCAUAUAUAGAGAGGACUCAGCUGAUCAGAGCCAAAGUGCCGAUCCUCAGGUUCAGAGAGAAAGGCAGUGAUCUGGAGUUUGACUUGAAUAUCAACAACACAGUGGGCAUCAGAAACACAUUCCUUCUGAGGAGUUAUGCCUAUGCUGAUCUCAGGAUAAGACCCAUGAUCCUUGUUGUUAAGAAAUGGGCACGGCAUAAUCAAAUCAAUGAUGCCAGCAAAGGAACGUUAAGCAGCUACACACUCGUGCUGAUGGUGCUGCACUCCCUCCAGACUCUUAGUGAUCCUGUCCUUCCCUCCCUACAGAGGGACUACCCAGAGUGUUUUAAUCCCUCCAUGGAAAUUGACAUGGUUCCAGAGGGAACUAAACACGUCCCGCCCUACAUCUCAAGAAACCAGUCCUCUCUUGGAGAGCUGCUUCUGGGCUUUCUCAAAUACUAUGCCACAGACUUCAGGUGGGAUAAGCAGGUGAUCUCUGUUCGAGAGGCCAGAGCUUUGCCCAAGAACAAUUCUCAAGAGUGGAGAAACAAAUACAUAUGUGUUGAAGAGCCAUUUGAAAGAAAUAACGUUGCCAGGGCAGUCCAUGAGAAGGUCAAGUUUGAUGCCAUUAAAGCUCAGUUUGUGGAGUCAUAUCGGAUACUACAACAGAGGAAGGACUUGAACUCGAUCCUCCCAGUCAGAGCCAUCAUUAGCAAGGAGUCAUCCAGGAGAUAAGGGAUUCCUCUAAUUAGACGAGCUUCUACCUCAAGACAAGCCUGUCCCCAGAAACAAAGAGACACCUUUGGGAUGUGCUGAGAGAGGCACCCGGCUGCCUCGGUACCUCACAGCCAGAAAGACUCUGAAUGCUCUGGCUGCCUCGGUAUCGGUCACAAACUGUAUGUCCUGUGGCAGUACAUAUUGAAAAUACUGCACUCAGUUUCAGAUGCUUUGCAGAAUUUUCCAAAUUAUUGUAACUGAUAAUAAAAAUACAGUAUAUGUUUAGUGACACCAGAGGACUCUGAUAUUCUGUCACUUGAAAUGGUGACAGAGAGAUGCUGCACUGAAGCAGUCAGUGUCAUUAGAGAUGGUUAUUUCUCUUACACAGCCCUCUUUCCCAAUGCGCAUAGCAUUCCUAGGAAGAAGUUAAGUAUACUGACAAAGUAUGAAAGACAGAAUAACACCUGCAACCUGCUCAUAUCUCAAGCUGUCUCAGAUGGAAGCAGCAGCGUUUAUGUUUGACUGGUCUCAAACAAGUUUCUCUCUUCUAAUCUACGUUUUAGUUACAUACAUUGCUAGAGCCAUACUGCACAGAGUCAGAUGUAAAGAUGCCAAUAAUAAGUUUAUGCCACGUAUAUGCACAGUAUAUUGUCUUCAGCCCAUCUGGACCAACUUGUAACAUAAAAGCAUUUUUUUCUAUUUUUCUAGGUCUGUAGUGAAGCUAUUGUGGGUUUAAACACCAUAUAUACUUUUUUUUUGAAGGCACUCACCUUUUUGGUCAUGGACGUCUUUAAGUUUCUAAGCUCCUCUGAAAACUGAGCUUGUUAAGUUGAAGAUGUUGAAGUUAGUGUCAUAAUUGAAGUUACUCCGAGGCGAUCACUGGAGGCCUGGACUUUGGAUAAUCCCACUCCUUUAUCGUUGCUCCUGUUUUUGUGCUGUAUUAUUUUAUGUAGGCUGGUGUCAUUUUAGUUCAGUAUCUGCCUGAGUUAUUUGGACAAAAAAUGUAUAACAGAAAAGGCAACAGAUGUCAUUCACUCAUUUUUGGUUUACUUAAUACAUAAGUUAUUGGUUUACA